This is a messenger RNA of Penicillium diatomitis, 2244 nucleotides long. RefSeq names its product serine/threonine protein kinase nimA (gene nimA). Gene Ontology annotation, cellular component: cytoplasm; centrosome; nucleus. Bases 1 to 2244 code for a protein of 747 amino acids. Gene Ontology annotation, molecular function: ATP binding; protein kinase activity. Lineage: Eukaryota; Fungi; Ascomycota; Eurotiomycetes; Eurotiales; Aspergillaceae. The record is from RefSeq and is a predicted model, not a curated record. Gene Ontology annotation, biological process: protein phosphorylation; chromosome segregation. The transcript has 2 exons.
AUGGCUAUCGCUUUGGCCGAAGCCGACAAAUAUGAGAUUCUGGAGAAGAUUGAAGCGAUUGUCACAGGUUGCGGUUCGUUUGGCAUUAUUCGGAAAGUCAAGAGGAAGUCCGACGGCUUUGUGAGUAUUGACGGCCUCGAAACUCCUCAUGCGCAUGGCGCUAAUCUGCCACAGAUCCUUUGUCGCAAGGAGAUCAAUUACAUCAAGAUGUCACAAAAGGAGCGUGAACAGCUCACAGCAGAGUUCAACAUCUUGAGCUCCCUGCGGCAUCCGAAUAUUGUCGCAUACUAUCACCGCGAGCACCUCAAAGCGAGCCAAGACCUGUACCUGUACAUGGAGUACUGUGGUGGCGGAGAUCUGAGUAUGGUCAUCAAAAACCUCAAGAAGGCGAAUAAGCUGGCCGAAGAGGAAUUCGUCUGGCGCAUCUUGUCGCAACUCGUUACUGCCCUCUAUCGAUGCCACUAUGGAUCGGAUGCUGCCGAAGUCGGGUCAAAUAUUCUCGGAGCACCGCCCAAACCAUCUGGCCUGAAGGGAAAGCAGGGAUCGGUGACAAUCCUGCACCGAGAUCUCAAACCAGAGAACAUCUUUCUCGGCAGCGAUAACACAGUCAAGCUUGGCGACUUCGGGCUCUCCAAGCAGAUGCAAUCUCAUGACUUCGCAUCUACCUAUGUUGGCACGCCUUUCUACAUGUCCCCAGAGAUCUGCGCAGCAGAAAAAUACACUCUGCGAUCCGAUAUCUGGGCGGUCGGAUGCAUCAUGUACGAGCUUUGUGCGAAAGAACCACCCUUCAAUGCUCGCACCCAUAUCCAAUUGGUGCAGAAGAUUCGCGACGGCAAAUUCGCUCCACUGCCGGACUACUACUCGCCUGAGCUCAAGAAUGUCAUCAGCAGCUGUCUGCGAGUCAAUCCCGAUAAUCGUCCGGAUACCGCCGCCCUCAUCAAUCUUCCUAUUAUCCGCCUCAUGCGCAAGGAAAAAGAAGUCGUUGACCUUGGUAAAACACUGCGUCGACGGGAGGAGAUGGCGGUCCAGAGAGUUCGCGAAAUGGAGCAAAAACUGGCAAACGUGGAGAAAGAUAAGCAACUGUUCAAAAUGGACAUUGAGAACACUGUCAGAAGAGAAUGGGAAGUGAAGGCUCGGUUGGAGAUUGAUCGACAAGUUCAGAGCGAGUUGGACCGGCUUCGAAAACGCUUUGAAGCCGAGGUUCAAGAUCGUGUUGCUAUUGAGGUGGAGAAACACCGAAAGAAUGGUGACGUACGUGAGGAUCUCUUUCGUUCGAGCCUCCGUGGUUCGGACACGAGCUCUGGUGCAUCAUCACGAACAGGCGGCCGUGAUUCCCACUCCUCCGGCGUCGUGACUGACGACUCAGACGUUCCUUCGAGCACCGACAUCAGUCAGUUAUCUCUCGAAUCGCCAGUCAGUAAUAACCGGAAACCGAGGAAAGAGGCACGCACACCACUUUGUCGCUCGAAGACUGUCGUCGAGUCCCCUCAAGAUGUGCAGAUGGCUGAGCCUUCCCCAAUUUCAAUCGCUUCACUUUCACUUUCACCUCGUCGUACGUCUGGCUCGGGUACUUCUCGCAAUAUUUUUGCUGAAGCCGAGCGUCAGAAAGCCAAGUGGGAGCCCACGCUUGCCUAUUCUGACGAUGAGGACGACACUCCUGACCUUCCGUCACCGACUCGUCCCAAGGUCAAGCCCGACCCAUUCAAGGCGCCUCCUCGUCCCCUAUUGCGCCAGAACACUGCUGCUCUUAUGCAGAAACUAAGCUCCCAGCCACCACUUUUCCCCUCUGGUGCCUCCCGACUACCUCAGGUCGCUGGCGCAUCAAAUCCAGUUCAGCCUGACACUCGUCCGAAUGUAUCAGACGGUCGCGCCAGGUCACCACAUCGCCGACUUUCCAAAAUCCCCUCAUCAGCUAAUCUUGCCGCCGACGCAUCUCCGACACGCAAGAGCUCAGUCAAGCAAUCCUGUUCCAAAUCGAACAACGUCGGUGGCGAUGAGAUGUUCAAAGCCGUCAUGCAACGCAACAUGGGUGGUCGGACCUUGGUCGAACUCGCUCAAGCUCGAGCCGGCGGUCGACCUGUGGACGAAUUCAAGCGAUGUGCAAGCGAUUCCCGGGCUACUGGUCAAAGCUCUAGUAUGAAGUUAUCCGAGCGUGACCCCCCAGCUGUGUGGGAUCCUGAGCGUGACGAAAUGCCCAGUCCUUUCCUCGCACGCGGCAAGAAGAUCAUUCGCAACCUUAGGUGA